AUGGCGUGGCUCAAGGAUUUUGUCGACAAGGCGACGGAGGAGUAUAGGAAGGAAAUGCAGUUGGAGAAGGAGAGACAGCAGCAAUUUGCGGAGCAUCAGCUGAGAAAAGAAGAGCAGAGAAGCUUAAGGCGUGGGCGGGCUGGGCAGGGUGCUUCGUCUCAGCAGCAGUAUGGACAGUCGACUUAUCAACAGCCUCAGAGUCAACAGUAUGGACAACCUCAAAGCCCGCAGUACCAAACUCAACCACCUCAAUACUAUGGGCAACACCAAAGUCCACAAUAUCCGUCUCCUUCAGCACCAUACAAUCCACAGCCAAACUAUCAGACACCUCCGCAAUCACCAGAGACAAUAGACCGCAGAACUCAGUACUACGCCGACCUGGCCAAAUUCCAAGCCCAAGCACAAGCGGACGCAGCAAAAGAACAAGCGACCUACCAAGCCCAAGCAAAGACACAAGCACAGCAGCUCGAAACGCAAUGGCGCGAAGCGGAACGACUCGCGGCACAGUACAAAGCCGAAUACCAAGCACAAAUGAGGCAAGCAGAGGAACAAAUGGCGAAUAUGGAUAUUGAACGGAAUAAUGAAGCGGAGAGGCGGAGGGCGGAGGAAGAAGCGGCCAGUUUGAAGUUGGGUCAGGAGGAGCUUGUGAAGGAGCAGAAGAUGUUGUUUGCCGAGAUUAAACGACAGAGACAACAGCAGAAGAGGGGAGGGGAUGAGCAUGAAGAGAGACCGCCUUUACCGCCGAGGGUUAGCACAGAGGAUGCUGCACCGCCUUUACCGAGGAGACAGGUUUCUGUAGCUGAAAGUGGAGGUGGAAGUCCAAGUUCCAGAAGGUCGACUCCUUAUCAUUACUCUGGUCAGAAGGAGUCGCCUCUUCCACCUCAGAGUCCUCAGGCUACUCGAGCUCCUCAGGCUCCUCAGACUCCCAAGACUCCUCAGACUCCCAAGACUCCUCAAGCUCCUCAGAGUCAUCAAAGUUUCCAGGCUCCUCCACCUCCCCCGCCCCCUCCUCAAGCUUCUCAGGGCCCUGCAUCGUCUGCUCCCCCUCCACCGCCGCCACCACCUGGGCCUCCUCCAGUACUGUCCACGGGCCGAAAUCAGAAGCAGGGUGCCGGACAGGCUCCUCAACGACAGGUGCCUCGACCACAGACAAAGACACAGGAGCAGGUAGUUCCAGGACGAAGCCCUUUCACUCCACCAACCCCCGAGUCACUUCGGUCACAUAAACUAAGAAAAUCUUUCCAUACACCAUCUCCUUCCACCGAGAGUAUCCCCUCUCAACAACCGCCAGAGACUGCACCUUCUUCACCUCAUCCAGUCCGAAGUCCCCGUCAACAGAAAUCUCCCCCUUCUACUCCAUCGAAAAAACCUCCUCGUGUGAGGACGCCAGAACCCGCAUGCAGACAUCCGAGUGGUGCCAAGCCAGGAGCCGAAUGCACAGGAGCUCUGACUUCUUUCCCUCAAGACUGGUUCUAUUAUCCCUCGGUUCCUGAAUUCGUCAUUUGCACUCGAUGCUACGUUGAUCAUAUCUACGAUACCGAGUUUCGCAGCUCGUUCAAAAAGACCUUUCACAGCGAUGGUGAAAAGCGCAAAUGUCGUUUCAGCAGCCGACGUGUCAAAGACCACCUCUUCCCUGCGGCGAUCAAGUCUGGAAGUCUGGAUCAGCUUGUCGAGUUUAUGCAUAAGAGAAUCACCAUCAAAGACUGCAGGGAGCAGAAUGCCGUUGAGGGGGAGCUGUGGUACAAGGCAGCCGACAUCCCCAACGGGACCAUUUGUCAGGCUUGUUUCGAGGAUGGUCUCAUUACUUCCUCGUUUGCCAAAUACUACGCCCUUCAAGAGAGUCAAGGAGGCACCAACUGCGAUUUGAGCAUGUGGUUUCUCAAACGCAAGUUUAUGGAGUACGCCAAAGAGAAUAGAUGGCAGGAGUUUUGUCGACAAUUCAAUGACAGAGCGCAGCUACCGGAUUGUCCAAAGCUCAACGUCGUCAAGGCUAGUAACUAUACGUGGUAUAAGCCUAAAUCUGGACCAGAGGGGCUGCAGGCUUGCGGGGCGUGUUACCAUGAUUACUUCCUAGCUUCAGAGGAUGAAGACAAAUGGAAUCAGGUUGUUGGCGGUGACUUUGGCACGAGAUGCAAUUUGGGCCAACUGAACCAUGUCAUCCCCAUGCACCAGGCCAUGGAUGAUGAGGACAGAAGUCUCUUUUGGAACGCGGCGAAGGAAAUUGACAAGUAUCCGUUUUGCAACAGUCAAGGCACCAAGGGUGGUGUUUGGUACACACCUGUUAACGAUGCACCGUGGGGUAUCUGCGCUGCAUGUUAUGAGGGCAUCGUGAAGCCAGUCGGAGGAUCGAGGUGGUUUAUGAGAGACACAGAUGUUACGCCCGAUGGCGUGUACAUGUGUGGCUUCAACUUUGGACACCCGCGCGCAUUCAAAGCUCUGGAAACAUACGCCAAUGCCCGGAACUGGGGAGACGGCAGGAUGCUUCUUGACUGGGCUGCACAAUGGGGCUCGGUCGAGCCAUGCCCGGGGAUCAAGUUCAGCAAGAACAGGCGUUGGUGGGGAUGGGGAGAUGUAGCCAUCUGCGAGGAAUGCUAUAAUUCUUUCGCCAAAGGGACAGCUCUGGAGCCCCAAUUCGCACUCACAGGCCAGAAAGAACCCGAAAAGGAACGCAUGUGCGAUCUGUUCUCGCCUCGUAUGAGGGGCCUAUACAACGACGCAUGCACAACAGGUAAUCUGGAAGGGUUCCUCAUAAUGGCAGAGCAGCGACAUAUUGUCUACACCCAGACUAUUAUGCAAUGCGAAGAGAUCCUCAACCAGCAAAAGAUAGCUGCGAUGCAGGCACAGAUGUUGGGCACGCAGGGCACCUUCUACAAGAGCAUGGGAAUGACGCAUGAUUUGACUGUGGGACAUACACACACGGUUGGGAACGCAUAUGCUGGGUAUGGUCAUGAGAAUGAGUAUGUGCUUCAGGGACAUAUGUUUGAUAGACAGGCGAGGGAGAAGGCGGCUGAGGUGAUGAGUGGUGGGCCAACAAUGAAAGUGCAGAUGCUUGAGGCGAGGUGGAAAGAGGUUGAGUGA
Fusarium pseudograminearum CS3096 is the source of this 3078-nucleotide messenger RNA. RefSeq lists its product as uncharacterized. The record is from RefSeq and is a predicted model, not a curated record. Bases 1 to 3078 code for a protein of 1025 amino acids. The transcript has a single exon. Lineage: Eukaryota; Fungi; Ascomycota; Sordariomycetes; Hypocreales; Nectriaceae.